GCCAUUUAUUUCUUUCUAGUGCUCGACUCCGUCGUAGUGACAGCGUUUUAUAUUAUCGCGAGAGCGUAAUCGUUUUAUAUGUGAAAAUUGUAUAUUAAGUUUCCUAUAUAUAUCAUUAUAUCCGUGUGACCUGUUAGUGGAUGCCGCCGAAUGAUAAUAAUGUGUGUGCAAUGGGAAAAAUGUCUGUUAAGUGACGUGUAAUACCGCAGCAAUGUCUUUAUUCCAAUCUGCUGUGAACACAAGAAAUAAACGUGGAUUAUGCAAGUUGGGAUGAGAUGUGGACGAGUGUUAGGUAAAUUUUGUGUAUUAAAACUUUACUGAGGAUGUAUUGUGAAUAGUUUAUAUGUGGUAUGUUUUAUUUCGCAAGCAUCUGUCGGUCGUACAGGUGACGACACCGAACAAUGCAGUCAGUAAGACUAUGAGGGUUGUAAAAUAAUGCAGUGGCUGCACAAAAUAUUGACGCUGGCAAUAAUUUGCGCAGCUGUGGAGGCGUCCGUGUGCCCCGCCACGUGCGAGUGCACGCGUGUGCGCCUCGCGUGCUCCCGCGCUGCGCUCCCCGACCACAAGCUCACCCGGGCCGUCCUGGCCAACUAUGGACCCUCGCUUCGAGAGAUCGUUUGGACCGACUCGAACAUCACCUCCAUAGAAAUGAACGUAUUCGACGGGCUAUACGAUAUUGAAUACAUCGAUUUGAGCAGAAACGAAAUGACGAGAACUGAACACGGGCUGUUUGCGAGACUGAGUCGAUUAAAACAUUUGAAUCUGUCCAGGAACCACAUCGACGACAUACCGAGAUUCACUUUCGCCGAUCUGGCGAACCUAGAGGUGCUGGACAUCUCUCACAAUAAGCUACAAGUGCUACCAUUCCAGGUCUUCGGGCCGAUGAUUAGAUUACAGUAUUUGGAUAUUUCUUACAAUAAACUUGCAACUUUCUUAGAUUACUAUUUUAAACCUAAUCGCCAACUGAAAACACUGUUCCUAAAUAAUAAUAGCCUAGUCAAAAUUACUUCUAACGCUCUAGUCAACCUCGAGGAGUUGGAGACGCUCGAUAUAUCUAGCAACAAAUUAGAUCAUAUACACAAAUCUCUGUUCGACACUCUGGAGCAGCUGCGGGAUCUCAACCUGAGCUACAACAACUUCCAAAACAUAUCACAAGAUGCUUUUAAAAAUCUCGAUAAAUUAAAAUCGCUGAAUAUAGGCGGAAACAGACUGAAAGUGAUGCCCUCGAUGCUCUUCCAACAUAACGAAAACUUGAUAACGCUCUACCUCGACCACACUGAAAUAGUCGUUUUACAAAAUACUAAUUUUAAAGGAUUACACAAUUUGCAACGACUUUAUAUAAGAAACAAUAGCAAGCUGAAUGAAAUAGAGCCCUUCGUGUUCCUCGAUACGCCAGCGCUGACCCAUUUGGAUAUAAGUGCGAACGCAUUGACGUAUUUGCCACUGUCUUUGAAGGAUCUAGAUAAUUUGGAGGAGUUAAGAAUAGGCGCCAACCCUUGGGCGUGCGAUUGUCGAAUGGCGUGGUUCGGCAGUUGGGUGGAAAAGCGAAAGGAAAUAAUCAAAUCAGAUUUAAGUUGUGGAUUGACGUAUCCAAACGACAUGUUGCCUAUCGUGAACAACGCCGGGUGCAAGCCUCCGGUUUUGAUCAACAGUAGCCCCUUGAGUCUGCACAGACUGCAAACGGAUGCCCGACUUCAAUGUGUAUUCGACGGCAAUCCUUUGCCAUCCAUAACGUGGAUCACUCCAACGAGAGACGUUUACCACUGGAACCCGGAGCAGAACGAACCGGGCUUAUUUCACAAGCACGGAAUUGCGCACGAUCAGUAUUAUCGCCCUAUAGAUUACAGCAAAUCACGAGUGCAACUUCACAAAGACGGAUCUCUAAUCGUAACAGACAUUCAUAGGCAGGACAGUGGAACUUACAUAUGCCUAGCCUCGAAUCCUUCGGGCAAUGUGACCGCCGAAGUCAUCCUCAACAUAGAUCCGAUGACUAUGUUCGAAAUAAAGAUGUACAGCUUGCUCUGUGGAGCGAUUUGUGCAGUAGCAUUUCUUGGCCUGACGCUACUAGUGCAGGUUCUACGUCACAUAUUUGUCAGAUUUCGCAUCUUAGAGACGUGCUGCAGUUGCUGCACAUGUGUCAAUCGAGAUGCUCCUCGAACUAGACAAAUCUACCAUAUGCUCGACAACAUCGAACAGUAUAAAAGGCUGCAAUUAGAAAAAUUAAGAGAGAAUUACGCAGUUCAGGUUCAUCGAAUCAAAGAGAACUGCACCCAACAAAUGGACUGGAUUCAGGGCAGUUACUCGACGCAAACUGCUCACUUACGCAAUAUUAGAGACAUCGGCUCAAACCACUUGACUGCUAUGAAGGAUCAAUAUCAUGAUCAGGUGAAACGCGUACGCGACUACUCCACUUCACAACUGAACUGGGUGCGAGAAAACUACGUGUUCCAACGAAACAAGAUAAGAAAAUUUAGCGCCCACCAGAUACUUAGAUUGCGCGAAUCUUAUAAAUACCAGCAGCAGACGUUGAACAAAGUGCUGGAGAAUCUGCCGAGUCUUUACUUCGAGAACUGUCGCAGUGGCUCAUGCGGGCGGAGCGACUCGAUGGCUUUCGAUCCUGACGUCGAAGUUAUAGACAUGUAUCUCAAGACUAAAAUCGAGAAGCUGGCCAAACUGCCCAAUCCGGACGACGAGAGCAAGAUAUCCAUAUACUACACGCCGACGGAGCGAUCCGUCAACUCUCGGCGCAACUCUCCUGUGAUGAUUCCUGAUGGGAUUCACAUAAACAUAAUCGAGAGAAGCGGGCCACCGAAGUUGCUGGCGAUGAUUAAGCCGCUGCAGCCGGACCCUCCGCCCACCGUCGAACUGCACACGCCCGUUUCCGGCUCCCAAUCGCCGUCCAGAGCGAAACAGAAGUACAAGGAGGAGGCGAAACCUUCCAGCGAGCCUCUGCUCGGGCAUCGGGAAGAGCGUCAAGCGCGGCGGAAGCUGAACUUGGCCGCGAGCGUCAGUUCGCCCGAACUGUACCGCGAGGUGGAGAGAGACGAGACGAUCGUGGCGGACAGAGAUAAGACUCGGGUGUUGCUCGCAGUGGAGUUGGCGCAACCGGAGUGCCAGCUGCGGCACGCGGCGGGGCAGCUGGUGUGCGGGGAGUGCGCGCGCCUGUGCGAGAACACGCCCUUGUAGUACAGGCUUCUGACGCGCGUGUUCAAGAUCUACGCGCUAGGGCCGGGGCCCGGCCGCAGCGACGACAUCCGCCUCAGCGAUUACAAGGAGUCGCCGUCCUACGUGUAACGACGCAUCUUGCCUGAAGGUUUUACGUGUAAAGACAGAGUGUCGGACUCGGAUCCGCUUGUACUUUUAAGUAAGCUGUGAUAGUCUAAAUUGGAAUAAACACGUACGUGUAUUAGCGUUUCGAGGAUAUUUUCGUUUCUCCUAGUGGUAGGUUAAGGAGAAUUGAUGCGAUCUAUUCGUCGUGUAGUGAAUCCGAUUCGAUUAAGCGUUUCUGUGGGUAUUGAUCUUGUAAAUAUUCUGUUAGUUUCUCAAUCAUUAUUAUUUUUUCCAUUUUGAUGUAUUUUUAGGGUUAAAAACUCUUAGAGUGUUAUGCAUUUUAUAUUUGUUCGUCUUAAAAAUAGAAAUGAGUAGUUUAAUGCGAGGCGUAAGGAAAUUGUUACUGUCAUUGUUGUAAUUGUUCAGGUUGUUGUAAAUUGGUGUAUCGUACCACAUGCCAUUACCAUGUACCAGCUAGCCACGCGAACUGUACCAGGCCAGAACUCAUCUACAUUCUCAAUUCACUAACAUUCGAGUAUAUGAUAAAUAACGGAUACAAACUUUACUAUUUAUAUGAUGUACACUAUAUAUUUUGUGAAACCAUCGUAUGUAAACAAGUCUUGCAGUGAUAUGCCAAAUGCUACAUACAACAAUGAUUAUAUUGUAUAAUGUUUCUUAAAUAUAAAAUUAUACAAUUAUUGUUGAAAAUUUUCUAAAUAUUAUAAAGAAAGAGUAAGCAAAUCAUGAUGAAUAAAUUAUUUUUCAAUGUAAA
Molecule: messenger RNA, 4042 nt
Organism: Maniola jurtina (meadow brown)
Lineage: Eukaryota; Metazoa; Arthropoda; Insecta; Lepidoptera; Nymphalidae
Product: leucine-rich repeat and immunoglobulin-like domain-containing nogo receptor-interacting protein 3
Exons: 5
Coding region: 436-3186 (916 amino acids)
Molecular function (GO): protein binding
Source: RefSeq, a predicted model, not a curated record